Molecule: messenger RNA, 2409 nt
Organism: Penicillium angulare
Lineage: Eukaryota; Fungi; Ascomycota; Eurotiomycetes; Eurotiales; Aspergillaceae
Gene: hsp78
Product: chaperone ATPase HSP78
Exons: 1
Coding region: 1-2409 (802 amino acids)
Biological process (GO): cellular response to heat
Cellular component (GO): mitochondrial matrix; cytoplasm
Molecular function (GO): ATP binding; ATP hydrolysis activity
Source: RefSeq, a predicted model, not a curated record
AUGGCCGCUAGACUCUCUAUGAGCGCCCGUAGAGGCCUUGUUCGAACAUCCCCAUCGACAAUCCGGCCGCUUUCUACGAUCCCGCACUCGUCGCGAUUGCUUGCGGGCCCAGUCCGACUUCCUACAAGUACGUCCCUCGCGCCAUGCGCCGGAAAGGCCCCGAUAUCACCGGUUCGUCACUAUGCCAAUGGCCGCCCUCACCCCCCGGGUGGUACACACCGCAUGGACAUGGGCGGAGAGCCCGAAAAGCCCGCGCUGGAACAGUUUGGCAUUGAUUUGACGGCAAAAGCAAAGGCGGGAAAGCUAGACCCGGUUAUUGGCAGAGAUGCUGAGAUCCAUCGAACUAUACAGGUGCUGUCGCGUCGUACGAAGAACAAUCCUGUGCUUAUCGGCGCGGCGGGCACCGGUAAGACUGCAGUGUUGGAAGGCCUCGCUCAACGCAUCGUCCAGGGCGACGUCCCGGAGAGCAUCAAGAACAAGCGUGUGAUUUCCCUGGACCUCGGCUCCCUCAUUGCGGGUGCUAAAUUCCGUGGUGAUUUCGAGGAACGCCUCAAGUCUGUAAUCAAGGAAACCGAAGACGCCCAAGGUGGAGUUAUCCUCUUCAUUGACGAGCUUCACACACUGCUGGGACUGGGAAAGGCCGAGGGGAGCAUUGAUGCAAGCAAUCUUCUAAAGCCAGCCCUGUCUCGAGGCGAACUACAAUGCUGUGGUGCUACCACCUUAAACGAAUACCGCCUGAUCGAAAAGGAUGUCGCACUCGCUAGACGAUUCCAGCCUAUCCUAGUCGGCGAGCCCUCUGUCGCAUCAACAAUCUCUAUCCUGCGAGGCAUCAAAAACAAAUACGAAGUGCAUCAUGGAGUUCGUAUUACUGAUGGGGCUCUCGUCGCUGCCGCUACCUAUAGUAACCGUUACAUCACCGACCGUUUCCUUCCCGACAAGGCUAUUGACUUGGUAGAUGAGGCAGCUUCAGCCCUUCGCUUGCAACAAGAGUCAAAGCCUGACUCUAUCCGAGAAUUGGAGCGUGAUAUUACUACCAUACAAAUCGAACUAGAAUCUUUGCGCAAGGAGACCGAUGUUAGCAGCCGCGAACGACGAGAUAAGCUCCAGGAAGAUCUAAAGAUCAAACAAGAGGAAACAGCCAAAUUGACUGAGGUCUGGGAGAAAGAAAAAGCCGAGAUCGACAGCAUUAAGGAGACAAAAGCGGAGCUAGAAAAAGCACGCUUCCAGUUGGAACAAACGCAGCGUGAUGGCGAUUUUGCUAAAGCCGGAGAGCUCCGUUACUCUACAAUCCCCGAGUUAGAGAGCAAGUUGCCUAAGGAGGGAGCCGAUCAGGAUGCGGAUGGACAAAAUAUGAUUCAUGACUCUGUCACUGCCGAUGACAUUGGCAAUGUGGUUUCUCGAACCACAGGAAUCCCGGUCAACAAGCUCAUGGCUGGUGAAGUCGAGAAAUUGAUUCGAAUGGAAGAUACCCUUCGAAAGUCGGUCCGUGGACAGGAUGAAGCUCUUUCCGCAGUUGCCAAUGCAGUCCGAAUGCAGAGAGCAGGUCUUAGCGGUGAGAACCGUCCGCUCGCCUCCUUUAUGUUCCUUGGUCCAACGGGUGUGGGUAAGACUGAGCUCUGCAAGAAGAUGGCCGAGUUCCUUUUCUCUACGGAGAGUGCCGUUGUGCGAUUUGACAUGAGUGAAUUCCAGGAGAAACACACUAUCAGUCGCUUGAUUGGUUCGCCAGCUGGAUAUGUUGGUUACGAUGACGCUGGUCAGCUAACCGAGGCUGUGCGACGAAAGCCCUAUGCUGUUCUCCUCUUUGACGAGUUUGAGAAGGCCCAUCGAGAUAUCUCGGCCUUGUUACUCCAGGUUCUAGACGAAGGUUUCCUCACAGAUGCUCAGGGCCACAAAGUCGAUUUCCGGAACACUUUAAUUGUCCUGACUUCCAACCUCGGCGCUGAUAUUUUGGUCGGGGGCGAUCCUUUAUACGCCUAUAAAGAAACUGGUGAAUCCGAAUCGGAGGUCCCAUCAGAUAUGAAGAAGGCCGUGUUGGAUAUCGUCCAACAUGCCUAUGCGCCUGAGUUCUUGAACCGAAUCGACGAGUUCAUCAUUUUCAAGCGCCUGUCGAAGGAAGCAUUACGUGAUAUCGUGGACAUUCGAAUCAAGGAACUGCAAGGCCGACUUCAUAGCCGCCGUAUGACCCUGAAGGUGGAAGAGGAGAUCAAGGACUGGUUGUGUCAGCGAGGCUAUGAUCCUAAGUUUGGUGCCCGUCCCCUUAAUCGUCUCAUCGCUAAAGAGAUUGGCAACCGACUGGCAGACAAAAUCAUUCGCGGUGAGAUAGUUUCUGGUCAGACUGCUCGAGUUUCUCUCGACGAUGAUAAAAAUUCCCUGUUGGUCACCGCUGAGGGAGCUGCAGAAAACGCGUGA